GGACAAAGACGGAUCGAAGGAUCAAAAGUCGUGGGGGAAUCAAUUUGGGAAUUAGGAGGUUCACAGAAAUCUGAAAUCUAAAAUCAUGGGAAGGCUAUUCAUAGAAACACUGAGCGGCAUAAAGAUCUUCAAAUGCAGAUGUUGCAAGGUGGACACUGCCUCCCACAGCGAAAUCGUUUCCAAGGACUUUCAGGGCCGUUACGGCAGAGCUUAUCUCUUCAGAAACGUGGUGAAUAUAUGUCUUGGGCCUAUUGAAGAGCGGAAUUUGAUUAGUGGAUUGCAUAUUGUGAAUGAUAUUUACUGCAGUUCUUGCCAACAAAUUCUGGGUUGGAAAUAUGAGAAGGCUUAUGAACCAGGCGAGAAGUAUAAAGAAGGAAUGUACAUCCUAGAGAAGGAACGACUGAUGAAGGAAGGGUGGUGAUGCCUGACUGUGAACAUUUGCAAGAUAGAACAAAGGCCAUCUCUAUGCAAUCAUAGACGGUUGAAGUAGACUAUGUAAGUAGACAGUGGUUAAGCAGCUGGUGCGAGAUUAGGAUAAAACCUUUUGGAUUAGGAGAACUAAAUCACAAUUAUUGUGUUUUAUAUAGUGGAUCUCUGGCUUUGUGUUGUCGAGAGGGAUCUCCAGAAAACUGUGGGAACUAUGCCCCGGUUUGUCACAUUUUGUAGUUUAAUGAUACUGCUUAACUCAGGCCCUAUGUUGCCUACAUUUUACCUGCGGGCUAUCUUAUAUGCUAUUCUAUGAUCUAUGUUGAGGACAUGAGCAACUAUAGUUUUGGAUGGUUGAUCUUUGAGAUGUAAUGAAAGUUUCCAGGCUGAAAGUUUUACUAAUU
Molecule: messenger RNA, 830 nt
Organism: Fragaria vesca subsp. vesca
Lineage: Eukaryota; Viridiplantae; Streptophyta; Magnoliopsida; Rosales; Rosaceae
Product: putative yippee-like protein Os10g0369500-like
Exons: 3
Coding region: 86-421 (111 amino acids)
Source: RefSeq, a predicted model, not a curated record